This is a messenger RNA of Glycine soja, 1713 nucleotides long. RefSeq names its product tudor domain-containing protein 3. The record is from RefSeq and is a predicted model, not a curated record. The coding region runs from base 94 to 1440 and encodes 448 amino acids. Gene Ontology annotation, cellular component: nucleus. Lineage: Eukaryota; Viridiplantae; Streptophyta; Magnoliopsida; Fabales; Fabaceae. The transcript has 6 exons.
AGUCCAAAUAGCAUUGGGGUUUUUUGAAAGGUUGUGCCUUGCGCUACUGGUUGAAACUCGAGCACACAGUUGAAGUCGAACACACACGCAGAGAUGAUGGAAGAGAAUUCGCGUGGUUGGGACUCAGGAGGAAUGGUGUUAGAAACCCUAAGAAAACGAGGUUGGUGUUUGGAAGAUACGGACCGAUUGAAGGCCAUCAUCGACAUUCAAUCCGCACUCGCUGAUGACCGUUCCAAAUUGGUAGAUUCUGUUGAGUCAGAGCUCCUCAAUUCCGACCUCAGAUCCAUCGCCGCCAAGUCCUUGCCCCAACCCUCUCUUCUUCGCAACGCUUCCACUUUCCUUCACGGCCCCAAAGUCCUUCAGAUAAGUUCAGUGAGGGACAUAUCUAAGAGCAGUGUGGAUGAGUUUUUGAAAAACUCAGGUGAUAGGAGAGUUCUCAGAUUGUGUCUCACUGAUGGUCACUACGAAAUAACUGCUGUGGAAUAUUCUCACAUUCCUUCUAUACCCGACAAUGUGGUUCCGGGUACUAAGAUUCGUUUGGAAAAUAAAGUUGCGGUUCACAAUGGUAUUGUUUGCUUAAAUCCUAAAGUAUUGACUGUAUUAGGAGGUGUUGUUCAAUCGCUCUAUGAAGAAUGGGAGAUGAACCAAAAAUAUUCUGGAUUCUCCCGAUCAUCUUUAAGAAAGCUAGAGAAUCGAGAUACAGGUGGUCCUCCACAGUUUGUGAAGCUGCAGGUUGGAUCUUCUUCAGGUAUUGCAGAUUAUAACUCUAGCAGAAGCCGUAAGCCAGUUGCUGUGGUUGGUGAAGCUGAGAUGAGACCAACAAGUACUGCAGAUUAUAACUCUAGUAGAAGUCGUAAGCCAAUUGCUGUGGUUGGUGAAGCUGGGUUGAGACCAACUGAUUUCCAGCAAGACCCUAAUCAGAAAGCAGAUGCAAAUCUACAAUCCAAACCACCUCAAGAAAGAGCUGAAGACAAGGCUAGUAGUAGUUCAGGCACAAGGCCAAAAGAAGUUGUGGAAUCUGUUCCUGUUCAAAAUCAAGCAGCUGCCCAAAAGUUACUUCAGAAGUUAAAUCACCCAAGUCAGAAUGAUCGACAUCAUAGGGGUUGGAAACAUAGGGGCAAGGGGAAACAAGAAGAUCCAGUUGUAUUCACUCUGGAAGAAUAUGAAAACAGAAAGGCCCAGACAAAGCCUUCUAUUAAAGACUGGGAUCUAGAUAUCAGUCGUGAUGAGCAUCUUGCUAGACAGCUUCAAAAUCAACUAGACCUUGAAGAUUCUCGGGUAGGAAGGGGUACUUAUGAAGACAAGGCACAAGAUAUUAGGAUGAGUAUGUUCGCAUAUGAAAGGGAUUCUGACAGCAGCCAUCAAAUGGGGCAAGGAGGAAGGGGAAGGGGAAGGGGAAGAGGAAAGGGUAGAGGAAGGGGGAGAGGAAGACAUGGUUAACUAUCAUGAUUUUGGUUUCAAGUGUUUCUUGUGAAGAUGAAAAUCUUGGCUUCAGAAUAUGUUAAGAGUUCCUUGGGCAAAAUCCAACGACAAGACAAUCGAUAGCAUAGGGUUCAGUUUUCAAGGUGAUCAACCUUUGUGCUUUCUUUGUUAAAUGUAUCAUAAAUUGGGUAUUUAUAUUCUUUUCUUUCCAUAUAGAUUGAUCAGUGAACUUAUCGCCACAUUUCUUAUUUUGAAUAUACUGAAGCAGAGUUCGAGUGCUUAUAAGCUAUA